AUGCCCGCUCAGUGCGACCACUCAGCGCGGAGUCUACCUCGACGGAAGACCCCUCAACCACCCUUACCAUGCUCCCAACUCCCCGGCGCCAACGACACCGUCGUCGUGCUCAAAACCAGCGCCGCAGAAAUCGAAGCCCGCCUCCCAAUCCACCUCUCCACGACACUGCUAUGUUACCCCCAUGCGAUCAUUUUCUCAGACUACGCCGAGAACUUCGAGGGGUAUCCCGUCUAUGACGCUCUCGCGAGCGUGGAUCGCCGGAUCAAGGACCACCAUCCGGAUUUCGAACUCUGGCGACGAUUACAGCGCGACGGGCCUGAUGGACUCGAGGACGAGGAACUCUGGGAUGCGGAGACGACAACGAGGGGGGUGGACAAGUGGAAGUAUCUGCCUAUGCUGGCGGAGGCGUUUGCGAAGUUCCCGGGGAAGAAGUGGUUUGUGCUAUUGGAGACGGGGACGUUUGUUCUUUGGGGGGAGGUGUUGCGGUUUUUGGGGAGGUGGGAUUCGGAGCGGAUGUGGUAUUUUGGGGAUGAGGGGGUGGAGGGGGAGGUUGUGUUUGCGAGGAAGGGGGCGGGCGUUGUGCUUUCGUGGGCGGCGGUGCGGGCUUUGGUGGAGUUGUAUGCGGAGACGAGGGCGGCGUGGGAGGCGUAUACGGAAAUGCAGACGGCGGGGGAUGUGGUGCUGGCGCAGGCACUGAGUGAGGUGGGUGUGGAAGUUACGCCUGCGUGGCCGGUUUUCCAGAGUCAGAGGCUGGCGGAUGUGCAGUAUGAUCAAGUGUCUGAGGGGAGGAGGUUGUGGUGUUCUCCGACGGUUUCUUAUGGUGGAGUUGAAAAGGGGAAUGUGGAAGAGUUGUGGAAGUUUGAGCAGGGGUGGAUGAAGGAAAACCCCGAUCAACCCCUCCUUCAUCAACACAUCUUCACCUCGUUCAUCCUCCCUCGCCUUGUCAUGCGCUCCGGCCGCGUCGACGAUUGGGAUAAUCUCAGCAACGACUCUCCGACACCCGCAGCCAACAUCGACGAGUGUCGGGGGAUGUGUGUGGAGGAUGAGAAGUGCGUGCAGUAUUCUUUCACCAAUGGGAGGUGUAGGCUUUCGCGGACGCCGAGGAUGGGGGAGUUCAAGAGAGGGGUGGAGAGUCGGUGGUUGCUUGCUAGAGUCAAGAGAUGGGGGGAGGAGAUGGGGGAUUAUAGUGAGGUUCAGGGGUGCCUGACGGAUGAUGUGUACUCGUAG
Molecule: messenger RNA, 1227 nt
Organism: Zasmidium cellare ATCC 36951
Lineage: Eukaryota; Fungi; Ascomycota; Dothideomycetes; Mycosphaerellales; Mycosphaerellaceae
Product: glycosyltransferase family 31 protein
Exons: 3
Coding region: 1-1227 (408 amino acids)
Cellular component (GO): membrane
Molecular function (GO): glycosyltransferase activity
Source: RefSeq, a predicted model, not a curated record